UAUCGCGUGGAGUUAAACACUUGCAACACGUUGAUACUCAUAUCAAUAGACUCACGGACAAUGUCUCGAUUUAAAAGAGCGGGUCAGGAUUCUCUGGCGGGCUUCAUGGAGAAGAAGACGGAGUCUACGAUCUCUUCCGGUCAGCUGAAUGCAGCCAGGAAAAGCGGCCAGCUUGACCUGUCCGGUCGAGGGCUAAGAGAAGUCCCUCAGGAUGUGUAUCGUCUGAACAUUGAUACACCGGAGGAGGCCCACCAUAAUCUUUCCUUUGGAGCAUCAGAUCGCUGGUGGGAACAGACUGACCUCACUAAACUACUCCUCUCAUCCAAUCAGCUCACCCAACUAUCUGAUGACAUCAGACUACUUCCUUUACUCACUACUCUGGAUCUCCAUGAUAACCAGCUAAGCAGUUUACCAAGUGCUUUAGGAGAACUGCAGGAGCUCCAGCAACUGCGGCUCAGUCAUAACCAGAUAACAUCACUGCCAGUGGAAGUGUGUACUCUGAAGAACCUCUGUGGCAUCAACUUACAGCAGAACCAGCUGGAGACCCUGCCAGAUGAACUGGGACAACUGGAGAACCUGACCCAGCUGGACCUGUCCAACAACCAUCUGGAGGGCCUGCCUUCCAGCCUGGGCCGCCUCAGGUGUCUGCAGAAACUGAACCUGUGUCACAACAAGCUCAGAUGCCUGCCUGCCUGCCUGGCCCAGCUCACAAAUGUUAAACUGUUGGACUGCAGCAAUAACCAGCUGACUGACAUUCCUGCCAGCCUAUCAAAGAUGCUUGCUCUGGAGCAGCUCUACCUCAGACACAACAAGCUCCGCUUCUUCCCAAAACUUCCUGCACCAGCACUCAAGGAGUUGUAUUUGGGCAACAACCACAUUGAGCAGUUGGGGACGGAGCAGCUGACCUGCCUGACAGCCAUCUCUCUUCUCGAACUCCGAGACAACAAGAUCAAAAUUCUCCCUGAACAGAUCACCUUACUGAGCACGCUCACGCGCCUCGACCUCACCAACAAUAACAUCACCAAUCUUCCUGUAUCUCUCAGCCUGCUGCCCAAUCUAACGGUGUUACUGCUGGAGGGAAACCCUCUGAGAGGAAUCAGGAGAGACCUUCUCACUAAAGGAACCAGUGAGCUUCUGAAAUAUUUAAGAGGAAGAAUUAAAGAGGAUCGUGACAGAGCAGAUGAGGGACAGAUGGCUAUGACCUUACCCAGCCAGGCCACGGUCAAUGUACACAACAUUACAACUCUCAAGUCAUUGGUGUACAGUCUGAAGCAGGCAAGUCAUAUUCCAGAUGAGCUGUUUGAUGUUGCAGCAGAUCAAAGUGUUACUACUGUUAACUUCAGCAAGAACCAGCUGACCACCAUACCAACCAGACUGGUGGAGCUCAUACCCUCCCUCUCAGAUAUCAAUCUGGGUUUCAACAGACUCACCUGUUGUGGUCCUGACGUCUGCAAGUUGCUGCAGCUGAUGCACAUCGACCUCAGGAAUAACCAGCUGAGGGAUCUACCAUCUGAAAUGAAGAACUUAACUAAACUAUGCUCCAUUAUCCUCAAUUACAAUAGGUUCAAUUCCUUCCCUGAAGUCCUUUAUCAGAUAGUUUCCUUGGAGACGGUGUUACUUGGUAACAACCAAGUGGACGAGGUGGACCCUCAUCGUCUGAUAAAGUUGGUUCAUCUGUCGACACUGGAUCUGUCAAACAAUGACCUGCUGAACAUCCCUCCUGAACUGGGCCUGUGUGCCAGCCUCAGGUGUCUCAGUCUGGAGGGGAAUCCUUUCCGCACACCCAGAGCAGCCAUUGUGGCCAAAGGAACAGAUGCAGUAUUGGAGUACCUCCGUAGCCGUUUACCUACAUGAUCCCAGACCUCAGUCCAGAUAACUCCACCACCAUGCUCACAGAUCUUUAAAAAAAAAAAAUUGUUGACAUUUUAAUGCAUUAAAACAAACCAUCUGAUUGUUCUUUAUCUGAUUCAAAAUCCACAGCAUUGCACAGUCAGCGUUCCAUCUGAAGUGGGUCUAGUUUGUGUUCAGUGGAUGCGUUGAAAGUCAUAAAUAUUUCUGGACAAUUGGAUUCAAACUGAUGCCGAGAUGUUUGGUUGAAAAAUACUUACAAAUAAAGUUGUUAAACAUUA
Molecule: messenger RNA, 2129 nt
Organism: Pseudoliparis swirei
Lineage: Eukaryota; Metazoa; Chordata; Actinopteri; Perciformes; Liparidae
Gene: lrrc40
Product: leucine rich repeat containing 40
Exons: 15
Coding region: 61-1854 (597 amino acids)
Molecular function (GO): protein binding
Source: RefSeq, a predicted model, not a curated record